CGUCAACAUGUUUGGAAGGGACUUUAUCCUAUCUUUCAACCGAAAUUCUUACAGAAACGACACAACAAGGCUAAGGAUAAUGAACAAUCUAAAGGACAAGGUCACGGUCACUGUUUAUAGCGCUUCCGGGUUAGAGGUCAGUAAAUCAGACGACAGGUCAGCUAUAAUUGAACAUCACCUUCGGACAACAUGUGAGCGGACGUUUACCGCUGGCGACUGUGUCGUGCGCAUCAAAAGUAUCGCGAAUGUUCGGAUGACAGUUCUCGAUAUUAUGGACGGGGAAAUAUUUUAUUUCGUUCUUCCGCUUGACAAAGCUGGAAAUGAAUACAUCAUGGCGACAAGUUUACUGCAUGCUAACUACACUUGUGAUCUUGUUACGAUUUACCCAAUGACAGAAUUCUACUUCUCCGUGGCUCAUUCAGCUCAAGUGUCAUUUUCAAACAAAACAAGUGUUUGUAGCCAUGACAUGUGCCAGGUUCCAGUCCCGCGCGAAAACGCGAUGUUUCAAAUCCGUAGUUCAAAGGACAUGACGGGAAUGAAGGUUACAGGUAACAAGCCGUUCGUGGUGUUCUGUGGUGGGGCCAUUUCCGCCGGAAGAACAUUCAUGAAUCAACUUCCACCUAUAGGGAUGUACGGAACAUCAUAUCAAACAUGGCCGACUCAGUUUUCCGGUUUUGUGAGUCUGAUGUCACGAUGUAAUGAUACACACGUGCGUGUGUAUGGUGCAACAAAUCAGACAAUUGACCUUGACCUUGGGAGUCACACUGAUGUGGCGGUGCUGGCACAAGAUGUCCUUGUGAUAUCAAGUGAUAAACCAAUCAUGGCGAUCCAAAGUUGGAUCAUGCGCUAUGCCACACAUAGACUUACGUUAGUUCCCCUCGUCACAGCCAACCAUACAUGUGAGGACCACAAACACUCAACACAGUCACCUUUAUGCCUAUGUCCAUGUCCAACAAAAGUGACCACCCCGACCCCUGCUGACCUUAAUACUAAACUCCAGAAGCUACGAGAGUUAUCUGUGAACAAAUCUACCUUGUCAUCGACACUCCGGAAGAAGAAAAGUGCGUACGACGGUCGCACUUCCGCUCAAGGUAUCGGGAUUGUCGGUGUCACUCUGCUCUGCGGCGUGGUAGUGUUCAUAGUAACCCUUGACAUGCCAAACCUUGUGGCACAGUUCCGAGUGGUCAGACAGAAUCUCUUCGGAAGCACCCUCUGUCAGUACGACGGACAAUGCGGCCCGAAACUGAAAUGGAAACGUAGCAAAUUAAUUCAUGUGCACAAAUCCGAGUCCACCGCGACCAUUGGGCCUGCCGAUAUAAACCAAGGAGAAUGUUGAUUAGGCCCAAUGUACCCAGGCCAGUAUAACCGUAAUGCACAUUUCAAUGACUUCUAGCUUGAAUUUAACAUGUUUGUCUUCGGUAUUUCGUAUGCUUAUUAAAUUGAUGAAAUCCUGCUAAA
Molecule: messenger RNA, 1458 nt
Organism: Pecten maximus
Lineage: Eukaryota; Metazoa; Mollusca; Bivalvia; Pectinida; Pectinidae
Exons: 2
Coding region: 8-1336 (442 amino acids)
Source: RefSeq, a predicted model, not a curated record